AUGCAGUUCUCCGUCGCCACCCUCGUUGCCUUUGUCGUUGCCGUCAUGGCAAGCCCGCAUGGCGAACUCGUCGGGAGGCAGGUCGACGUCGCCGCGGCGGCCAUGACGGACGGUCAAGGAAACAUCGUUCCCUUCGACGCCGCCGGCGUGCCGUCGUCUCCCGUUGAGGGGGAGAUUGCUUCGUAA
This is a messenger RNA of Drechmeria coniospora, 186 nucleotides long. RefSeq lists its product as uncharacterized. The record is from RefSeq and is a predicted model, not a curated record. NCBI's taxonomy places the organism in Eukaryota, Fungi, Ascomycota, Sordariomycetes, Hypocreales, Ophiocordycipitaceae. Bases 1 to 186 code for a protein of 61 amino acids. The transcript is spliced from 2 exons.